ACCCGCAAGUCGCAAGGCAUCACGAAUGGAAGCUGUGUUGCGGAGCUUCAAGUAACCGAACCCCGUACCGACUUCGAGCACAUCUCAUGGCAGGCCACGCGCGACAUACAUGAUUUUGCGUGUCCCUGCGCUCAUCUACUUCCCGCUCUAGACAGUGCAGGAUCAGACAGAGAGCUGCCCCUCGUUACCACUUUCGAGUCGACCAAAGUCGCCGAGUUCCCGACGCCAUAGCAGCCCUAAACCCGUCAUAUUAGCCCAAGAUGCCGAUCCGGAGCUAUAAACAUGUCUACAAGAAUAUCCAUGCGAUCCGUGGCGGGAAGCCCCAGCUUGGCGAUCUUUACCUUCAAGACUACCACCUGAUAUUCUGCUUCCAAACAAGCCCCAACGGCUCAGAGGAAUCCGGUGCACCGGCAAAGGAACGGCAAGGCUGGACUGCAUUCCAGAUCAUAUCCCACUGUACUCUGCGCCCAUCUCCGCCUUCCAGCGGAAUCCCUUCUUCGAUCCGCAUCCGCUGCCGGGAUUUCACCUUUGUGGCCUUUAACUUUGCCGACGUCAAGCAGGCUCGUGAUGCCUUUGACUUCAUUCGAAGCCGUACGUGCAGGUUGGCAGGCAUAGAUAAGCUCUAUGCUUUCAAAUAUGAGCCCCAACCACCAGAGAAGGCUGUUAAAGGGUGGGACUUUUACGAUGCGAAAGCCGAAUUCCGACGUCAGGGGAUAAGUGAGAAGUCUGCGGACCGAGGUUGGCGAAUAUCUGCCAUCAACAAUGACUACACCUUCUCUCCGACCUACCCGGCGCUGCUGGUGGUCCCGUCCAAAAUAUCCGAUAACACCCUCAAGUACGCCGGGGAGUUUCGUUCCCGAACUCGUAUACCCGUCCUAACCUACUUCCACCCCGUGAACAACUGUACCAUCACUCGGAGCUCACAGCCCCUUGUUGGGAUAAGAUUCAAACGGAGUAUCCAAGAUGAGCGACUCGUCAGCGCAUGCUUCUCUGCUUCAACCGACUUCCCCGGCACAUCUCCAAGCCCCACAGGCCUAGAACAGAGCCCGUCCACCAGCCAAGUGGACCUGCCAGAGCCUAUGGAACCCGAGCUGUCGGAUAUGGAGAGGCUCGAGGACGAAUUCAUCGCCGAGGCCAACGUGAUGUAUGAUGAGAAAACAGGAAAGCGGCUGGUAUACGGGGCACAGCAAAAUAAUUUGAUCGUCGAUGCUCGGCCUGCAAUCAACUCGCUUGCGAUGCAGGCUGUGGGAAAGGGCUCUGAAAAUAUGGAUUACUACAAGUGUGCGAAGAGGGUGUUCUUGAAUAUAGACAACAUACACGUCAUGAGGGAUUCUCUCAACAAGGUCAUCGAUGCGAUCAAGGACGCCGACGUCUCCCCGUUUCCCCCGAAUCAAGAACUACUUGCCAAGAGUAGCUGGCUGAGGCACAUAACGGCAAUCCUGGAUGGCUCCGCCAUCAUCGCGAGACAGGUCGGAAUUCAACACUCUCACGUUCUCAUCCACUGCUCGGACGGUUGGGACAGGACAAGUCAGCUUAGUGCCUUGUCACAGCUCAUGCUAGACCCUUAUUACCGCACCAUUGAGGGAUUCAUCGUCCUCGUUGAGAAGGAUUGGCUCUCGUUUGGGCAUAUGUUCCAACUGCGAUCCGGCUACUUGAGUCACGAGAAAUGGUUCUCCACGCAAAACGAUGCCCUUGCCGGCUCGACUAUCCAGCCUGGCGAAAACGACGGCAGGAAUGACGCUCUCGAGAGCGCGUUGGCCAGCGCAAAGCGCUUCUUCAACAAAGGUCUGAAUCAGGGCGACAGGGAGGACUCGUCGGGCCUCGACACCGAUGCCGCGGAUGAACCGAAGAGAGCGCCGAGCCCGGUUCCAAAAGACCAGGCCACGCAGCUCCGAGACAUCUCACCCGUAUUCCAGCAAUUCCUCGACGCGACCUACCAACUGCUCCGGCAACACCCAACGCGUUUUGAGUUCAACGAGCGCUUUCUCCGCCGCUUGCUCUACCACCUUUACUCGUGUCAGUAUGGCACCUUUCUAUAUAAUAGCGAAUACCAGCGCAGAGAAGCCAAUCUUCGUGACCGCACCUCGUCGGUCUGGGACUACUUCUUAUCCCGCAGGAAAGAGUUCACCAACGAGGAUUACGACCCCACCGUCGACGACCAUAUCAAGGGCCGUGAGCGCCUCGUCUUCCCGCGCUUCGGGGAGGUCCGCUGGUGGUACCAAGCCUUCAACCGCUCCGACGACGAGAUGAACAGUGCGCUGAACGCCAGUGCUUUAGCCGCGGAGCGCGUCGCGACCUAUCAACACCGCAGCGAGGAUCAAGCGGCUAGCAGCAGCACUCCGCCAGCCGAUAUGUCUUUCGACAGGGGGAGCAGCGUCGGCAGCUAUCCGGGCACCCCCCGGCUCGGUGCCGCCGCGGGGGCAAGGGGCCUCAGCCGGAGUCCGCAGCCUCUGAGCUUGCCUACUAGCAAAUCAGUGCUGACGGGGGUGGAGGCCGCGCACGUUAUGCUGACAGCUGAUGCGGGGGUAGACCCGCCGCCGCUGAAUCGGAGUGCAAGUACUGGAGAUGUUUCGGGGGGGGGGACAUUCGCAGCGCUGCGGGAUGGGAUCGCAGGCCUGGGGAUAGGGAAAGGGUUACUUGGGGGAGGAGGUGGCCUGGGAUCGAGCAGCGAUGUCGGACACCCGUUGGGGGAUAGUGGUGGGGAAGAGAUGAAGAGCAUGGAUUAGGGCAUUCGGGUCAUUGGCGACGAACGGCGUUGACAUAUCAUAUCCUUCUCCUCCCUUUUCCAGACCCGGUCCAUGGAUUGGGAAUGAGCUUGAUCAAGUUGUUUUGGAGCAAGGAAGGAAUUUAGGACAGCGGUCUACUGGGAGUUAUGAUCGGGAAAGCAUUGCUUCUAGAUGAGCAUAUACUAUCUAUAUAUAUGCCUUGCCACUGCAUAUACGGUAAAGUGGCUGCUGCAGUGGCCCAGCUACUUUAAUUACCUUGAGCUCAUGAUUGCUGCCAUAUACUAUGGUACCCAAGCAGUCGGCAUAUGUAUCUUGAAGCGGGAAGCCCCACCUCAAAUCAAUCAAGCUGUGGCUAGGUAAGAGUAGGUACCUAAUAAUAAGCUUUUGACC
This is a messenger RNA of Phialemonium atrogriseum, 3116 nucleotides long. RefSeq names its product phosphatases II. NCBI's taxonomy places the organism in Eukaryota, Fungi, Ascomycota, Sordariomycetes, Cephalothecales, Cephalothecaceae. The coding region runs from base 261 to 2726 and encodes 821 amino acids. Gene Ontology annotation, biological process: phosphatidylinositol dephosphorylation. Gene Ontology annotation, cellular component: membrane. The record is from RefSeq and is a predicted model, not a curated record. The transcript has 2 exons. Gene Ontology annotation, molecular function: phosphatidylinositol-3-phosphate phosphatase activity.